AUGGUAUCCUUCGACGUUGUCUCACUUUUCACGUCCAUCCCACCAGACUUGGCGCGCGACGUGCUACGCAAACGCCUCGAAGAAAAGUACGACGAAAAAACAGAGCCGCUAAACAUCCAGCACCUAAUGCAGCUCUUUGCAUUCUGCCAACGAACCUUUUCCGCCUUCGAUGGCAGAACCUACGAACAAAUCAAAGGAACACCCAUGGGUUCCCCAAUAUCCAGCCUUGUUGCGGGAUUGGUCUUACAAGAGCUGGGAAAGGUUGCUUUCAGUCACUACAAACCGGCGUUUUGGCCUCGAUACAUGGACGAUACAUUCGUCAUUAUUGAAAAGGACAAGCUAUCUGGUUUUCAAGACUUACUUAACAGCAUAUUCCCCGACAUUCAGUUUACAAGAGAAGAUGAGGAGGACGAGAAACUAUCCUUCCUUGACGUUCUCGUCACGCGCGAACCUGACGGUGAACUCAGCCCUACAGUGUACAGAAAGGCGACAAAUACAACCCAGGUCCUUAACUAUCAUAGCAACCACCCAUUUGUGCACAAAUGA
This is a messenger RNA of Spirometra erinaceieuropaei, 546 nucleotides long. Lineage: Eukaryota; Metazoa; Platyhelminthes; Cestoda; Diphyllobothriidea; Diphyllobothriidae. The record is from the annotation of a GenBank genome assembly.